Molecule: messenger RNA, 1239 nt
Organism: Hydra vulgaris (swiftwater hydra)
Lineage: Eukaryota; Metazoa; Cnidaria; Hydrozoa; Anthoathecata; Hydridae
Product: tropomyosin-1
Biological process (GO): actin filament organization; muscle contraction
Cellular component (GO): actin filament
Molecular function (GO): actin filament binding
Source: RefSeq, a predicted model, not a curated record
CCUUCAUAACAAAAUAAACCCACCGUCCUGGUUGCCCAUCCCAAUCAAGAUAGGUUUACUUAAACAUUAAAGUACGAGUUAUAGUUAUUUCUGCACUGUUUUCCGAUAAACAACAUCCAUCAACAUGCAAGCUGUUCGAAAUAAAAUGGCCACCCUCAAGGCCAAACUUGAGGAGGCUGAAAAAGCUGCAUUUGAUGCAGAAGAAGAACUAAAAGCUACUAAUGAAAAAGCAGACCAAGCAGAAGAACGCGUAACGGAACUUACGAAGGAGCUAAAUGAUCUUGAAGAUCAACUAGACGCAAGCGAGUCAAAAAUGACAAGCCUUCAAGAAAAACUUGCAGAAGCAGAAAAACUCCAUGAAGAACACGAUCAAGCACGAAGAAUACUUGAAAAUAGAGGAAGAAGCGACGGUGGACGUAUUAGCCGACUACAAGAUGAAUUAGACGAGCUAACAAACCUUAACAACAAAGUUGUUGAAACUUUUAAUGAACUUACUCAGAUUUUAGCCGAAGCAGAUGAGAAGCUUGACCAAGAAGAAGAAAGACGCGAUAUUGCAGAUGCUAAAGUUAAACUACUCGAAGUUGAAGUAACACAAGUCGGCAAUACACUUAGAAGUAUGGAAAUCAACGAAGGUCAAGCUUCCGUUAGAACAGAAUGCGGAGAUACAAAAAUUUCAGAAAUGGAGGCGAAAUAUCAAGAAAUGGAAGCAAGAGCUGCAGAAUUUGAAGAAAAGGCUAAGCGGCUUGAACGACGUCAAGAAGAGCUGGACGAAGAACUACAGCUGGAAAAAGACAAAUUUAACCAAACCAAAACAGAAUUCGACGCAUUAUGCGCACAUAUCAACGAAAUGUAGAUGGGGUGCGGUUUUAUCUAAUUUUUUUAUCGCUUUUCUAUUAUUAACAUUUAGUUUUCAUUGAAUUUGUACAUAAUUUUUUUUUAAUAACUGUGUAUUAUUUUAUUUAGUAAAAUAAUAAAAAAGUUACAAUAAAAAAAAAAAAAAAAAUUUUUUAAAGUUAGACUUUUUAUACGAAAUACAUAACAUUUCAAUUUUCUUUGGUUACAACAAUAAACGUUUUGUCUAAUAAACAAACGAAGCGUGUUUGGUAGACUCUGAUUUAAAAACAAUUGAUUAUUUAUUACUUUUUGUGAUAUCAAUUAUUUACGUCGCGAAUCAUAGAUUUGAGUCUGAACGAUAACGUAACUUCAUUAACAAUAGAAUACAUUUUUAUUGGAGAUUAA